AUGUCUACCAUCAAGAUCAUUGGCGCUGGACUUUCCGGCCUCACCUUGGCACUUGCCCUUCACCAACAGGGAAUCCCAUCAACGGUUUAUGAGUCUCGGCCUGCCCCUCUAAAUAUCGGUGGCGCUGUGAUGUUGUCUCCCAACGCCCUGCGAGUCCUUCACGCUCUCGACUUGUAUAACAAGGUCAAAUCCAAGGGCUACAACUUCAAUACGCUGGAAUACAAGGAUGGCCCUGGCAACCUGCUCGAAACAUAUGAGUUUGGAAGCCAGGAAAAGUAUGGCUUCCAAGCUCUGCGCGUCUACAGGCAUGUCCUCAUCGAUACACUGGUCGAAGAGCUGAAGGAGAAGGGGAUUUCCGUAAUUUUCGGCAAAAAGUUCUCUCAUGUGGUCAAGGACGAAGAGAAUGGCGUCACCUUUGCCUUUACAGAUGGCACCACAGAGACAGCCCAGCUCCUUGUCGGUGCUGAUGGCAUCCAUUCAAAAGUCCGACGCCAUCUGUAUCCAGACCUGGAACCACAAUUCAUCCACAUGGCGGGGAUCACAGCAGCAGUUCCCACAAGCCAGCUCAAGCUUCCGGAGGGCUACCACAUCCCUGUCACCAUCACCUCGCCCAACGGCGCAUUUGUCAUCGCGCCUCAGGAGCCGGAUGGCUCAGAGGUGCUCAUUGGAAAACAGCGACGGUUGCUGGAGCAGAGCCAGGCCGGCUGGGAGAAGACGCUCGAGGCUAAGGAAGACGCCGUGCGCUUCCUACAGCAGGACAAUGAGCUAUUCCCCGAGAUUGUCCAGAACGCCACAUCGCACAUCAGCACCUCCAAGCUGAACAUUUGGCCAUUCUUCAUUGUGCCUAGGCUCGACCAGUGGGCGUCUGAAACGCGCCGCGUCAUCAUCCUCAGCGACGCUGCGCAUGCCAUUCCUCCGUCGGCCGGCCAGGGCAUCAACCAGGCCUUUGAGGACGUGUACAUGCUGGCCCUGCUGCUGGGUCGUGCUUCAGAGAUUACCAGCCAGCAGCAGGCGUUGACCUUUUGGCAGUUUUACCGCCAGGGUCGUGUGGACAAGGUCCUGGAGCUGAACAGACAGAUUGACCUGCGGCGGAUGCCCAGCAGCGAUGCGGUGGUGGGAAGCGGGAGCGGCUUGGUGAAGGAGGAGUUCGAUCUCGAGUGGCUUUACAAGCCUGAUUUCAAGGGCGUUGUUGAUGACUGGGUUGCGAAGCAGUAG
Messenger RNA from Cryphonectria parasitica EP155, 1215 nucleotides. RefSeq names its product putative salicylate hydroxylase. Gene Ontology annotation, molecular function: FAD binding. The transcript has a single exon. The coding region runs from base 1 to 1215 and encodes 404 amino acids. Lineage: Eukaryota; Fungi; Ascomycota; Sordariomycetes; Diaporthales; Cryphonectriaceae. The record is from RefSeq and is a predicted model, not a curated record. Gene Ontology annotation, biological process: secondary metabolite biosynthetic process.